AUGAUAAGAGAUUUCGGAUGUAAGAGGAUUGGAUGUAAGAAGAUCGGAUGUAAGAGGUUUGGAUGUAAGAGGUUUGGAUGUAAGAGGUUUGGAUGUAAGAGGAUUGGAUGUAAGAGGAUCGAAUGUAAGAGGAUUGGAUGUAAGAAGAUUGGAUGUAAGAAGAUUGGAUGUAAGAGGAUCAAAUGUAAGAGGAUUGGAUGUAAGAGGUUUGGAUGUAAGAGGUUUGGAUGUAAGAGGUUUGGAUGUAAGAGGAUUGGAUGUAAGAGGAUUGGAUGUAAGAAGAUUGGAUGUAAGAGGUUCGGAUGUAAGAGGAUUGGAUGUAAGAGGAUUGGAUGUAAGAAGAUUGGAUGUAAGAGGAUCGAAUGUAAGAGGAUCGGAUGUAAGAGGUUUGGAUGUAAGAAGAUUGGAUGUAAGAAGAUUGGAUGUAAGAGGAUCGAAUGUAAGAGGAUUGGAUGUAAGAGGUUUGGAUGUAAAAGGAUCAGAUGUAAGAGGAUCGGAUGUAAGAGGAUUGGAUCUAAGAGGUUUGGAUGUAAAGAGGAUUGGAUGUAA
Oncorhynchus nerka (sockeye salmon) is the source of this 549-nucleotide messenger RNA. Its product is annotated as keratin, ultra high-sulfur matrix protein-like. Lineage: Eukaryota; Metazoa; Chordata; Actinopteri; Salmoniformes; Salmonidae. The record is from RefSeq and is a predicted model, not a curated record. The transcript has a single exon. The coding region runs from base 1 to 549 and encodes 182 amino acids.